AUGUCAAAACCAAUCACCUUCGACCAUCAGGAUUACUCCGGAAGUAUCCGGAACGCAGGAUGGACUGCCCUGAUAUUAGAUCCUAUAAUCGACGGACUUCAAUUUACACAAGUCCUAAUGGACGGCGGCAGUGAUCUAAACCUGCUAUAUCAGGACACAAUCCGCAGAAUGGGGAUAGACCCAACCAAAAUACGCCAUAGCAACACUUCCUUUAAAGGAGUGAUGCCAGGCCCAUAUGCCCAUUGUACGGGCUCUCUACCACUAGAAGUUGUGUUCGGCUCAUCCGACAACUCCCGUCGCGAAAAGCUAGUCUUCCACAUCGCCCCAUUUAAAAGUAGCUAUCAAGCACUAUUGGGACGCGAAGCUUUCGCCCGCUUUAACGCAAUACCGCAUUAUGCAUCUCUUACACUCAAAAUGCCCGGUCCACGUGGCAUAAUCUCAUUAAAGGGAAACCUCGAACCCCGGACACGGUUAGGUGAGUCCGGCGCAAAUAAACAAGGGGCUUACCAGCCGCGUACCCCCUUACAAGGGGCUGCACGCAUGUACAAUAAGAGACAAUAA
Messenger RNA from Triticum urartu, 561 nucleotides. RefSeq lists its product as uncharacterized. The record is from RefSeq and is a predicted model, not a curated record. Lineage: Eukaryota; Viridiplantae; Streptophyta; Magnoliopsida; Poales; Poaceae.